GACUUUAUCCUGUUUGCUGCCCUACAUGUAGUGAGGAGCAUGAGGGAGUAAACGAGGGAGAGAGAGAGAAGAUAGGAGUUAACGUUAACCACCUGCAUUAGACGAAGAACAAAGUUUCUACUCCCGAGCACAAGGUCUGGUGACUUGAUAUAACGGGAGAAGCGCCUGCUCGCCUUUCUGGGCUCGUAAGCGGUGAGGCCAGGCUCCAGAGACUUUAUACCUUCGGCACGAGGCCGGUAGUCCAGUCUGCUCAAGGUGUCAUGGAAGCGGGAACUGUGUACGAGGAGGUUGUCAAUAGUCUUUUCACAUCUAUCCUGAGCGGACUCAGAACAGCGGCCAACAUGACGCUGCUGGCGGCAGUCGUGGCCUGGGACUGGCGCUUCUUGACAACGACGCUGGUCUUUCUGGCCACGCUUUACGUGGUGCGCUUCUACCACAAAAUUUCGCAAUACCCGAAAGGGCCGUUCCCUCUGCCUGUCGUCGGAAACCUCCUCACUCUGGCCAAGGAAAAAGAGGUCCACAAGAAAGCCAUCACGUGGUCAAAGUAUUACGGAGACCCGUUCACUCUGUGGAUGGGCACUCAGCCGAUGAUCGUGCUCAACGGGUACGAAGUCAUCAAGGAAGGAUUCGUCGACAGACGCCAUGAUUUCGCCGGCCGAUUUGCGACGAAACUCGGUGAUAUUCAGAGAAUUGGCGACCAUGACAUCGUCUUUGAAGAUUACAACGCCACAUGGAAAGUCCUUCGCAAGGUAGCUGUCACUGCUGUCAGAAAGUAUGCAGUAAGCGAGUCCCUGGAGAAGCUAUGUACAGAGGUUGUGGAUGCCUACGUUGACUCAUUGGAUGACGAACCCGUGACACUCGAUGCCAGAGAUCCUCCCAUGUUCAUCAUCUUCAACGUACUCUCAGCAUCAGCCUUCAGCGCCAAGUUCGACGCCAAGAGCGCCGACCUUGCUCGCAUACUCAGCAUCAACCGUGCUUUCACGGAACUGGCACCAAACGGACUGCCUAGUGACAUAGCUCCCUGGCUGGGCAUCUUAUACCGUGCGAGAGAAAAAAAAUGCGAAGAUAUGUUCAAGGAGAUGCGAUCCAUCGUCGACAGGCUGUAUGCUGGAGCAAAGAAGACCUAUGAGCCAGGAAACAUAUCUAACUUCACCCAUGCCAUGCUGGCUGCAAGGGACGAAGCCCUGGAGCAAGAAAAAAGCGACGCCGAAUUUCUAACUGAAGGAAACAUGGUUCAAAUACUGAUAGACAUAUUCGGAGCUGGAACUGACACAUCAAUUGGGGAGCUACAGUGGCUUCUUCUCAAGAUGUCGCGAGAUCCAAGCAUUCAAGAAAAAAUAAAGAAAGAAAUCGAAGACAAUAUAGGCCAGUCGCCGCCGACAAUGAAGGACCGAGAAAGGCUACCGUACACUGUGGCCUGCAUCAUGGAGACGCUUCGUUUUUAUCCAAUCGCACCGUUCGGCCUCCCGCAUAAAACGUCACAUAACACGGAGAUCGCCGGCGUCCCGAUUCCCAAGGACACCAGGCUGAUGUACAACAUAUACAACGUCAACCACGAUCCCAAGCUCUGGCCGGACCACGAAGUGUUCAGGCCGGAGCGGUUCUUGGAUCCAGUCACAGGAAAGCUCGCAUCCAAGGACCGCCUGCCGCCUCUUCUCAGCUUCGGCCUCGGACCUCGAACGUGUCCAGGAGAGAAGUUGGCGCAAGCGGACAUGUUCUACGUGCUCGUGAGACUCAUGCAGCGGCUCAGCGUAGCAGCGCCCGACGGCGCGCUCGGACAAGAAGUGGCGGCGAUGGGACACAGCUUCUUCCUCAUUGCGGGUCGCCAAAAUGUCGUUCUCACCAAGAGUCCCUGAAUGUUAUCGUGCCGAAGGGUGGUGUGUACCUGCCUAUCUCUGAGGUGCUCGGCGAUAAUUUGUAGUCGUAUUGUUGAAUCGGUAUGACGUGUAGCGCAACGCCGUGACAUGGACACGCCAAGAAGGAACGACAGACACAACACAUCGCUUUAUUGGACAAACAACGACAUUUUUUUUUUAUUUCUGCACCUGCUGUAUAGUUGUACCCGAGCCAUGUGCAACACAAACUACGUGUCAACACAAAUUUUAGGCGACCAUAUUGGAUACGAAAAAUAAAGAAAACCUUCCUGAAAACAAAAACACGCAAGCGACCAUGAGCCGUAUGAUACAUUUCAAUGACAAACGCUAAUCCAGGCAUCCGCACGUACUCUAGUUUGCUUCUAAGGUUAAUUUUAACGUGGUUUCUGACACACAUGACUAGAGUAUGAGUACAGCUUGUCGCGGAAUGUGAUUUCGUUGUUGAAAGUGUAGUGCUGGAUAACUGUCGUUUCUUGUCGUGUCCGUGAUGUGGAAAGAACAGGAUGCAUAUAUCUGUGAUCACCCUAUACUGUGCAAGUAUAAUCAAUGUUUGUUAAAUCAACCUCACUGUAAUAUGCACAAUAAACGGUGCGCACAUGA
This is a messenger RNA of Dermacentor andersoni, 2474 nucleotides long. Its product is annotated as cytochrome P450 1A1-like. The record is from RefSeq and is a predicted model, not a curated record. Gene Ontology annotation, molecular function: heme binding; iron ion binding; steroid 17-alpha-monooxygenase activity. Lineage: Eukaryota; Metazoa; Arthropoda; Arachnida; Ixodida; Ixodidae. Gene Ontology annotation, biological process: hormone biosynthetic process; progesterone metabolic process.